Salvia hispanica is the source of this 2159-nucleotide messenger RNA. RefSeq names its product plastidial pyruvate kinase 2-like. Gene Ontology annotation, biological process: glycolytic process. Lineage: Eukaryota; Viridiplantae; Streptophyta; Magnoliopsida; Lamiales; Lamiaceae. The record is from RefSeq and is a predicted model, not a curated record. Gene Ontology annotation, molecular function: potassium ion binding; pyruvate kinase activity; magnesium ion binding.
AAGCAAGUAGCCACCAUUUUUCUCUUUCUUCAAUUUCGAUACAAACGAGACCAACCAACCCCAACAGGCCAAAUUUAUAGGCGAUUUUUCCAAUCUCUCUCUCCAUUCAUACUCUUUUCUCCAUCGCAUUGCCUCAAACUCCCCUGCCUCUCUCUUCGAGCUUUUUGCUACGAUGGCGCAAGUGGUGGCGACGCGGUCGAUCCAUGCUUCAUUGCUGCCCAAUCCUAACUCUAGCUCUCCACAGAGCUGCGCGGAGAAGCUGAAACCGGGCUGCGCCUUCAAAGCGAAGGUUUUGGCUCAAACUGAGAGGAGGAACCGUCGCGGAGCCGUGCAUGUCAGUUCCCCGGUCGUGGCCAGGAGAUCUGCCACGGAAGUGAUUCCGGUGUCUCCUCAAGACCUAACCAAGGCUGCAGUGCAAAAUCAGUAUUCUCAGCUGAUUCCCCAACUCGGUGACACAUCUGUGGGAGUGUGGUCUAAGCCCAUGGUUAGACGCAAGACAAAGAUUGUUUGCACAAUUGGCCCCUCGACUGACACUAAGGAAAUGAUAUGGAAGCUGGCUGAGGCUGGUAUGAAUGUUGCUCGUCUUAAUAUGUCCCAUGGAGACCAUGCAUCACACCAGAAAGUCAUUGAUUUGGUUAAAGAAUAUAAUUCCCAAGUGAAGGACAAUGUUAUUGCCAUCAUGCUUGACACCAAGGGUCCUGAGGUUAGAAGUGGUGAUUUACCCCAACCAAUUAAUUUAGUGCCGGGUCAGGAAUUUACAUUUACAAUUCAAAGAGGAGUUGGGACUGCAGAUUGUGUUAGUGUCAACUAUGAUGAUUUUGUUAAUGAUGUAGAAGAUGGGGACAUGCUUCUCGUUGAUGGUGGUAUGAUGUCAUUCUUAGUGAAAUCGAAAACUGAAGAUUCAGUGAAAUGUGAAGUCGUCGAUGGAGGAGAACUUAAAUCUCGGCGACAUCUUAAUGUUCGGGGAAAAAGCGCAACACUUCCAUCCAUUACUGACAAAGACUGGGAUGAUAUUAAAUUUGGAGUCGACAACAAAGUUGACUUUUAUGCUGUGUCGUUUGUCAAGGAUGCUGCUGUGGUCCAUGAACUAAAGAACUAUCUCAAAGAUGCUGGUGCAGACAUUCACGUCAUUGUGAAAAUUGAAAGUGCAGAUUCCAUUCCAAACUUACAUUCAAUCAUAACUGCAUCCGAUGGGGCUAUGGUUGCUAGAGGAGAUCUUGGUGCUGAGUUGCCAAUUGAAGAAGUCCCUUUAUUGCAGGAAGAAAUUAUAAGGAUCUGUCAAAGUAUGGGAAAAGCAGUCAUAGUGGCAACAAAUAUGCUUGAAAGCAUGAUUGUACAUCCUACUCCUACACGAGCAGAGGUUUCAGAUAUCGCUAUUGCAGUUAGGGAAGGUGCCGAUGCAGUUAUGCUUUCAGGAGAAACUGCGCAUGGGAAGUUCCCUCUAAAAGCUGUCAAGGUCAUGCACACAGUCUCGUUGAGGACUGAGGCUACUAUAGUUGGUGCACAAACUCCUCCAAAUCUAGGAUUAGCCUUCAAGAAUCAUAUGAGCGAAAUGUUUGCAUUCCAUGCGACGAUGAUGGCAAACACACUCGGAACUUCAAUUGUUGUCUUCACUAGGACAGGCUUCAUGGCAGUUCUACUUAGCCAUUACCGGCCUUCUGGCACAAUAUAUGCUUUCACAAAUGAUAAGAGAAUACAACAGAGAUUGGCUUUGUACCAGGGGGUUUGCCCCAUACACAUAGACUUCUUGGAAGAUGCUGAUGAGACAUUUGCAAAUGCAUUGGAUUUACUGCAGAAGCAAGGAAUGGUGAAACGAGGUGAGGAGAUUGCUCUUGUACAAAGUGGGAAACAGCCGAUCUGGCGGUUCCAGUCCACCCAUAAUAUUCAAGUUAGGAAGGUGUAGUGAGGAAAGGGGAGAUUGAAGAUUCAUCUUAGCAAGGAUCCAACUGGAGGAAUCACCGUUCCACGGGUAACCUUGAUGAAGCAACUGCUAUUCAGCUAGGUCAUAUCGUUGGGGGUUUAUAUUUCUAUUUUCAUGUGACUUUAAGCUGGGAAAUUAGACUUGUUAUCUGUAUUACUAUUGUAGCAGUGAAGAGUUGCAGGAAGUUUUUCUCACUCUGUAUCUGUUCAAUCAAUGAUUUAGUUGUCCGUUUGUCGAA